AUGAGCCCUACCUUACACCAAAGUCCCAAUCAACACUUGCCUUUCUCAAUUUACCCCUAUAGCACCCUAGUCAAUGCUUUGGUAUAUCAGCAAUAUUUGCUAAAUUGCAUUAGGAUCAAAAAUCCCCUGGCCGGCUUGACCAAAACCCAGAUCAUCCGUGGCGUUGAAGAAUUCGCACAAGAGUACAACGUCAUUGAUAUUCUACCAGAGCUCAAGAAAGGUGCUCUUGUCGCUCGCGAUCCUGAAGAGUUUGAGACAGUCUCCGAAUUGACCGAGUCCGAGCUUACUGCUCUGCGCGACGAAGUGCUUCACAAAUGGCGCCAGCCCAAGCAACUCUACUUCACUAUUAUCCUUUGUUCAAUCGGUGCAGCGGUACAAGGAUGGGACCAGACAGGAUCCAAUGGUGCCAAUCUGUCAUUCCCUGAUGCCUUUGGUAUCUCGGAUGCCAAAGGAGCCCCGAACGCGGCUCGGAAUCUGUGGCUUGUUGGUGUCAUCAACGCCGCGCCGUACAUCGCCAGUGCAGUCCUGGGGUGCUGGCUCUCGGAUCCCUGCAACCGAUUCCUGGGCCGCCGUGGUACGAUCUUCAUGUCUUCCAUCUUCUGUGUCUUGACGCCAAUCGGGUGCGCAGUCACGCAAACCUGGGAGCAGUUAUUUGUGGUCCGACUGCUUCUCGGCAUCGGAAUGGGACUCAAAGCAUCGACCAUUCCCAUCUUCUGUGCUGAGAACACACCCGCUGUCAUUCGGGGUGGCUUGGUCAUGUCCUGGCAACUGUGGACUGCGUUUGGUAUCUUCCUCGGAUUCAGUGCAAAUCUUGCCGUCAAAGACACCGGCGAUAUCUCUUGGCGUCUUCAACUGGGGUCGGCUUUCAUUCCUGCUGUUCCCCUUCUCUUCGGUGUUUAUUUCUGCCCAGAAUCACCUCGCUGGUACAUCCGACGGGGGGAGAUGAGCAAAGCCUACCGAUCCCUUUGCCGUCUACGAAACACGCCCCUACAGGCUGCUCGCGAUCUGUACUACAUCCACUCUCAAAUCAAGAUCGAAGCAACAUUGAUCGGUGAAAGCAAUUAUGUUACCCGCUUUAUUGAGCUUUUCACCAUUCCUCGUGUUCGUCGGGCAACUCUCGCCUCUUUCGUGGUCAUGAUCGCGCAGCAGAUGUGCGGCAUCAACAUUGUUGCCUUCUACUCCUCCACUGUCUUUUCCAACGCCGGCGCAAGUGACACCGAGGCUCUCUUUGCCUCGUGGGGCUUCGGCCUUGUCAACUUCCUCUUUGCCUUCCCGGCCAUCUGGACUAUUGAUACCUACGGACGCAGGUCUUUAUUGUUGUUCACCUUCCCACAGAUGGCUUGGACCUUGCUUGGAGCUGCAUUUUGCUUCUGGACCCCCGAGGGGACCAAAGCACAUUUGGGAUCUAUUGCAUUCUUCGUCUUCCUCUUUGCUGCAUUCUACUCUCCCGGCGAGGGGCCGGUGCCUUUUACCUAUUCGGCAGAGGUGUUCCCUCUUUCUCAUCGAGAGGUCGGCAUGUCCUGGGCUGUAGCCACCUGCCUUGGGUGGGCUGCAGUGCUUUCCAUCACUUUCCCAAAAAUGUUGGACGUCAUGACAGCAACGGGUGCAUUUGGCUUUUAUGCUGGAUUGAACGUCACAGCCUUGGUCAUGAUCUUCCUUUGGGUCCCAGAAACUAAACAGCGGACUCUUGAAGAGCUGGAUUACAUUUUCGCAGUUCCCACCCGGGUUCAUAUGAAAUACCAGGUCACCAAAGCGCUGCCGUAUUGGUUCAAGCGCUAUAUAUUCCGCCAAAACGUGGAGCUGGAACCGCUUUACACGUUUGAUCAUCUUUCGACGGCAGGCGUUGUGACGGCCUCACAGAAGGGAGGUAUUGUGUCCGAGAAGGGUCAGUCAUAG
This is a messenger RNA of Penicillium olsonii, 1896 nucleotides long. The record is from the annotation of a GenBank genome assembly. NCBI's taxonomy places the organism in Eukaryota, Fungi, Ascomycota, Eurotiomycetes, Eurotiales, Aspergillaceae.